This is a messenger RNA of Loxodonta africana (African savanna elephant), 2797 nucleotides long. It is a transcript of the gene RNF128, whose product is annotated as ring finger protein 128. NCBI's taxonomy places the organism in Eukaryota, Metazoa, Chordata, Mammalia, Proboscidea, Elephantidae. The record is from RefSeq and is a predicted model, not a curated record. The transcript is spliced from 7 exons. The coding region runs from base 209 to 1504 and encodes 431 amino acids.
CGAAGGAGACUGGAGCUGCGAAAAGCUGCAUCUGCGGCAACAUCCCUACUGGUGCUACGUGCGUCUGGGUUGCGAACGAGGUCGCGGCGUGCGCCAGCCUCUCCCCGCCCCCUCCCCACCUGGCGCACACCUGGUGGAGGCCGGGGUCCUGCCAAGCGCAAGGAAGGUGUGUGCUAGGGGCCCUUGGGAGCCGCGGAGCGCGCGCGCCAUGGGGCCGCCGCCGGCGACCGGGGUCUCCUGCCGCGGUGGUUGCGGCUCUUCCCGACUGCUCGCAUGGUGCUUCCUGCUGGCUCUGAGUCCGCACGCCCCCGGCUGCCGGGGGGCCGAGGCAGUGUGGACCGCGUACCUGAACGUGUCCUGGUGGGUUCCGCACACCGGAGUGAACCGCACCGUGUGGGAGCUGAGCGAGGAGGGCGUGUACGGCCAGGACUCGCCGCUCGAGCCCGUUGCUGGGGUCCUGGUACCUCCCGACGGCCCCGGGGCACUCAACGCGUGCAACCCGCAUACGAAUUUUACGGUGCCCACGGUCCCGGGGGACUGGGGGAACAACGUGCAAGUCUCAUGGUUGGCCCUCAUCCAGCGCGGCGGGGGCUGCACCUUUGCAGACAAAAUCCAUCUGGCUUACGAGAGAGGGGCGUCUGGAGCCGUCAUCUUUAACUUCCCGGGGACCCGCAAUGAGGUCAUCCCCAUGUCUCACCCAGGUGCAGGAGACAUUGUUGCAAUCAUGAUUGGCAAUCUGAAAGGCACAAAAAUUCUACAGUCUAUUCAAAAAGGCAUACAAGUCACAAUGGUCAUCGAAGUAGGGAAAAAACAUGGCCCUUGGGUGAAUCACUAUUCAAUUUUCUUCGUUUCUGUGUCUUUUUUUAUAAUUACGGCAGCAACUGUGGGCUAUUUUAUCUUUUAUUCUGCUCGAAGAUUACGGAAUGCAAGAGCUCAAAGCAGGAAGCAGAGGCAAUUAAAGGCAGAUGCUAAAAAAGCUAUUGGAAGACUUCAACUGCGCACACUGAAACAAGGAGACGAGGAAAUCGGCCCAGAUGGAGAUAGUUGUGCUGUGUGUAUUGAACUGUAUAAACCGAAUGAUUUGGUGCGAAUCUUAACCUGCAACCAUAUUUUCCAUAAGACAUGUGUUGACCCAUGGCUGUUAGAACACAGGACUUGCCCCAUGUGCAAAUGUGACAUACUCAAAGCUUUGGGAAUUGAGGUGGAUGUUGAAGAUGGAUCAGUAUCUUUACAAGUGCCUGUAUCCAGUGAAACAUCUAAUAGUACCUCUCCUCAUGAAGAAGACAAUCGCAGCGAGACUGCAUCAUCUGGGUAUGCCUCAGUACAGGGAGCAGAUGAACCACCGCUGGAGGAACACGUUCAGUCAGCAAAUGAAAAUCUCCAGCUGGUAAACCAUGAAGCAAGUUCCAUGGCAGUGGAUGUUGUUCCUCAUGUUGACAACCCAACCUUUGAAGAAGAUGAAACUCCUGAUCAAGAGGCUGCUGUUCGAGAAAUUAAAUCAUAAAUUUUGUGUCAAUAGAAAACUUGAACCUUUAGUAAUAACAGAACUGCUAAUCAGGGCCUAGUUUACUGUUAAUGAACUGGAUAAAUUUAAUAAGAUAAGGAUGCUACUGAAAGUGCUGAGAUGACUAUUAUUAUGCUAUAAUUAAUGGCUUAAAAUAUUUAACCUAUUAACCUUUUCCCAUUAUAAUGUUUUUCAUAGGCAAAUUUCCUCUCAAUGGUGAUAGCAAAAACAUUUUUAAACAUUCAGAACUCUCUUCAAGUAGUCACGUUUUUCAUUUAUAACAAUUUUCUUAUAAAAACUUCUUGCUUUUAAAAUGUGAAGUAGCUGUAAUCGCUUUAUUUUGUGAUUGUAUCUUAAUUAAAAAAUACUACUACUACUUUAGCUUUGGGCUAUACCUGUCAGGGUUUUUCUCCAGGUGCUUGUAUUGGUCUGGAACUGUAAUGUAAAAAAGCAAUGCAAACUUAGGCUACUACUUCAUGAAACGUCUAUUUAAGCUACCUUAAGUUCAUAGAACAAGACUAAAGCAAAAUAUUCAUUUUAACCAUUUCUUGUUUUGAAAAUUAGGCUAAAUGUACUCUAUGUGUGUGUCAAGCAUACUUUAUUGAGAAUAUGGACCGAAUAGAUUGGUAUAUUAGUGACAUCAAUUUGACAAAAGAUUAUAGACAAAAAGUUUCCUUACAAAAAUGCUGUGUAAUUAUUUCUCAAACUUGUGGGAUUUUCAAAAGCACAGUAUGUAUGUAAAUUACAACGCUAUUUGAAAAUGGUGAUGUGAAGGGGUAAGUCACAAAAAUUGGUCCUUGGUCUUUAUGUCUGAAUUCAUCUAAAAAAAAGUGCUGUCAGAAAUUAAUCUGUAGGAAAUGUUUUCCAAAUAAUGUUGACUUGGAAAAUUGCGUUUACAUUUUAUCUCAAUGGGCUAAAAUUAGAUAAACUAAAAUUCUGUCCAUGUACCUAUAAAUUUUGUAAAUGCAUUCUCUUGGUGUUUGAAAAAUAAUUAAGGGGUGGGGAGAGAAUUCCAGGUGCCUUACUACAAAGUUUGAAGCUUCAUCCACCAAAGUUAAAUAGAGCUGUUAAAAAAAUGCACUUUAUUUGUAUUCUGUGUGGCUUACCUUUUGUUUUACAGUUUUGUUUCCAGUAUAGUUUCCAGCAGAAUUUAGGCAAAAAUGGAAUAGACGUGUAUUUUUGUUUGCUGAAUGUAGAAUGGAUGAAACCAUUGCAUUCUUGUACACUGAUUUGAAAUGCUGUAAAUAUUUCACAAUUUGUAUUGAUUCUCUUUAAAUAUAAAAUGUAAAUAAA